Molecule: messenger RNA, 2677 nt
Organism: Colias croceus (clouded yellow)
Lineage: Eukaryota; Metazoa; Arthropoda; Insecta; Lepidoptera; Pieridae
Product: GRIP and coiled-coil domain-containing protein-like
Exons: 8
Coding region: 46-2493 (815 amino acids)
Source: RefSeq, a predicted model, not a curated record
AUUAACAGCACAUUCGCUGCACGAGGUUUAAACAAAUAACUAGUGAUGUUUUAUUCAUCGAUAAUUUUAAAUUUAUGCGGUUUAAUAUCGACUUCGUUUUUGGAAGUUGAGUCGAAUUUUAUGAAGCCGAAAUUGGAACGAAAUAAUAUUCUCAAUAAAGGUUUAUGGGUCAGGAAUAAAAUUCCGAAAACUAGUUCCAAUUCUUUUAUAUUUAGAGCAAAUUCAUUAGAUGCUGAUAACAUGCUUCAGAGUAAUUUUGAUUUAUUCAGUGAUAAUUUUAUGCAAAACGGGCCUGUUCUAUCAAGCUAUGUUGAGAGAAAUAAACGAUCUGCAUACAAUAAGAAACAAAAAAGACGUAGAGACAAUGUUAAAAAAUGCAACGACGCAAAAUGUGCGAAAGAUCAUACCGAAGAAGGUCAUAAACCUGAUGUUAUAAUAGAUAAACUAAAACCUUCCGUUUUUAAUGACUAUCCAUAUGACGUAUCUGAUAUAUUGAAUAGCGAACAUAAAUACGAUGAUAAUAAUGAAAUAAAUCAAGAUUUAAAUAAAAUGGAUAUAAACGAAGUGUUGAAAACAAGGCCUGAUGGUCUAAAACAAAAGAAACUAGAUAACCAGGAACUUACAACUAUAUCGUCAAAUACAACGAACUAUACUUCGAUAAAUGCUAAGAGAAGUAUGUCAGAAACAAAAGACUACGAAACGAGGCUAAUUAAAAAACUUGAAUUCGUCGAACCGAUCAAUAAAACUGACAAUGAUAUUAAUAAAUUAGAUCGUAGUGUAUUUGAUAGAGAAAAGGACGUUGUUUGGCAUCAAACAGCGCCUAUUGAUGUUAAUGUCUAUAAAGUAUUGCCUAAAACGGACGAUUCGAUACGAUAUAAGCCCAUUUCAGAGAGAGGCUUGAUUAAAGUUCUAUCCAUGCUAACAAAAACUUUCAAGAAAAUAAUGAAACAACAUAAUGAUAUUAAGGACAUACACAAACAACUCCGCUCUAUGAACGAAGACUUUGUGAAAAAUGUGAAUGCUCUGAAUAAACAAUUCACUGAUUUCGAUGCAAAAUACUCCGAAAUUUUAAAAGUCAAUACUGAGUUAAAGAAAAUGGAGGAGAAGCUUAAAACAAAAGAACAAUAUUUCAAUCAGAAAGAAAAAGAGUUUUCAAAGAAUUUAAUUGAUUUCGAAAAUCAACAAAGGAAGUUCUUAGCGCAACAGAAACAAUUUUACAGUGUACAGAAGUUGAUGCUUGAGCAAAAUGAAAAAAUAAACCUAAAACAAAACAUUAUCGCUAAAACACAGAGUGAAAUUUCGCAUAGGCAGAACAAUUUUGCACGCAUUUUGAAGAAAGCUAAGCAGAUAUAUACUAAUAUGAAAAUCCCACAGGGAGUAUUGAAUUCAGGUAUAAAACCUAAAACGUUCAAACCGAAACAAGAAUCAAAUGAAUCACCUACUUCAACUGUAAGACCUACCGCAAGACCAAUAAAAAUUAAUUUAUUAAAUAUACCCGAAGACACACCAAUACAAAACUAUGAUAGACUAAUAUUAGACGAAAAAGAUUAUCAAAAUAUCGAUGAGUUAAUAUACAAAUAUUACUUUAACAAUACAUUCAUAGAUGAUAUUAUGCGAACCAAAAUAUUAGCAAGCUUUGGAAAUUCCGAAAAGCGAAACGCAUUGAUUAAAAAGAAUAAACGAAAUGAAGCCACAGAUAAGAAAACAACAAUUCUUUUGCCUGUUAACAAAAAUGAAAUGAACAAAGAUUUAAAAAAUCUGCAAAGAGAAAGACGAUGGAUUAAACAUUCUAAGAAAAAUUCUAAACGAAAGUUACUAAAGACUAUACCGACUACUACUACUAAACCUGAUCUAAAAAACAUAGAAAUGAAAGGAAAAAUGGACGCUGUAAAGCCAAAUCCUUUUAUUGUAAUGGCAACUAGCUUUUGCAAUGAAUUAGGACACAAUUCAAAUACGCAAAUUUUAAGUUGGUGCAUCGAAAAAGCUUUACGUAGACUUCAAAUUAUGGAUAUACAAUUUUUAAAUCAAAUGAAAACAUCUACAGUUGCAGAUAAAUCUAAAGACGACAUUAAAAAACGAAUAAAAAAUGAAGUUGUACAACCAACGACUCCGUCAAUAAAAAUUGAUUUGCAAACACAUACUCCUACAGAAGAGACAUCAAAACCACAACCUCCGAAAACCGUUGUAACUGAAAAUUCAAACAUCGUCAUGUUCUUUCCCGAUAACGACGAAUUGGAGUCUAAUUUGAAACAAUACGAAUUGAUACCCGACAACGAAGGAACUGUGUACUUUGAUCGGAGUCUGCAUUCAAGUGACAUCGCAAAACUUACAAAUUUUGGCGACAGCGAAGGCUUUUCAGACAUAAUGCCAGGUCUAGACAGCAACUCCAGGGUAGAAGUGGACCCAAGGGCCUUUGAUUUCCAAGCAAGAAGACGAGCUAAUGUACAGAGGAUCAACGAAAGAAUUAUGAAAAUGAAAAUGGUUAGAAGAUAAUUUAAGAAUAUGAGUUCGAAUAAAUAACAUCGUUUUGAUAUAAGUUUUGUAACUGUACAAAUUACAAUAAUAUAAUUUUAUUCCAAUAUAACAUUAAAGGAUAAAAAAUUUACUUAGUUCUGUGAAAAAAAUGUUAUAUUGGAAUGUUAGUAAUAAAUUCUUAUAGUUACUUAAUAGUAUGUAA